GGAAGGGCGUGCCCCCGAAAGGCGCGAGGGCCAAUGGGCCGCGAGCCCUGUCAGCGUCAGGCGGGCGCUGGCGGCGGCGCGGCUGGCACCAUGGUGGAGUACCGGAUCCGGCCGUACUGCGAGGAGGACUACGAGACGGUGCGCGAGGUCUUCGCCACCGGCAUGAGCGAGUACGCGCCGGCGCUGUGCCUGCAUGUCCUGCGGCAGCCCUGGGCGCUGCUGGCGCUGGGCUGCACCUUCUGCCUGCUGCUAGCCAGUGCCCGCUCCCUGCUGCUGCCCGUCCUGGCCCUCACCCUGCUGCUGGCCCUGGCCCGGCACCUCCUGGGCUGCGCCUGGAGCACCUACAUCGACCGCUGCCUCGGGGACGACCUGCGGGACAUCGGGGCUGCCUACGCCGAGAGCGCCGGUGCCCAGUUCUGGGUGGCGGAGGCGGACGAGCGGGUGGUGGGCACGGUGGGGGUGCGGCCGGCCGACAAUGGCGCUGACGGGGAGCUGGUGUUGAAGAGGAUGUCGGUGCGGAAGGACUACCGAGGCUUGGGCAUCGCCAAGGCGCUGGCCCGCACCGCGCUGGACUUUGCCCGGCAGCGUGGCUACCGGGCCGUGGUGCUCAACACCCUGAUGCUGCAGCACGAGGCCCGGGCCCUCUACGAGCGCCUGGGCUUCCGCCAGCACCGCCGCUACGUCCUGCCCACCGCCUACGGCCGCCUGGCCAACUGCACCAUCACCACCUACCGCUACGACCUGCCCGGCACACCCUGAGCCCCGCCACAGCGCCGGUGAGGGCGGCCGUCGUGCCCCGGCACCGGCAUGGCCGCGCGGGCUGUGCUGUGGGAUGCUGCUCUUGACCGUGCCUGCUGGACACGGCGCCGCCGUGGGGCGGUGGGUGCCGUGUUCCCAACCCCUGGCUGUGCCUUGCCAUGGAGCCGUGUGGGCGUUGCUUCUCAGGGAGUGUGCUGCACGCCGGCACGGGGGUGACACGGGGGGUAGGGACCCUUGUGCCACAUGCGGUGGGGGGGUCUGUGGGGCACAAGGGUGCCCUGCCCCAUGGUGGGGUUCAGUCUCCGGGAGGGGGCCAGGCUGAGUCCUGCUUGGCCCUGAUGCUACUGUGUCCCCUUGGGAGCAUGUGGCUACCCGAGAGAGACCCCCGGCCAUGUGUUGCCUCCCCCCAAGCCGUUCCCCCCCACCACCCUCCCUGGCUGCUCCGCAGUGCCUGCGGGUCAGGUGCUGCCCCUGCAUGGGGUGGAGAAAUAAAGGACCGUCCGCAGCGCGGGG
Messenger RNA from Chroicocephalus ridibundus (black-headed gull), 1272 nucleotides. Its product is annotated as probable N-acetyltransferase camello. The record is from RefSeq and is a predicted model, not a curated record. The transcript is spliced from 2 exons. Gene Ontology annotation, molecular function: N-acetyltransferase activity. NCBI's taxonomy places the organism in Eukaryota, Metazoa, Chordata, Aves, Charadriiformes, Laridae. Bases 34 to 759 code for a protein of 241 amino acids.